This is a messenger RNA of Portunus trituberculatus (swimming crab), 2480 nucleotides long. RefSeq names its product galactosylgalactosylxylosylprotein 3-beta-glucuronosyltransferase S-like. The transcript is spliced from 8 exons. The coding region runs from base 183 to 1229 and encodes 348 amino acids. NCBI's taxonomy places the organism in Eukaryota, Metazoa, Arthropoda, Malacostraca, Decapoda, Portunidae. Gene Ontology annotation, molecular function: galactosylgalactosylxylosylprotein 3-beta-glucuronosyltransferase activity. Gene Ontology annotation, biological process: chondroitin sulfate proteoglycan biosynthetic process; carbohydrate metabolic process. Gene Ontology annotation, cellular component: Golgi membrane. The record is from RefSeq and is a predicted model, not a curated record.
UAGUGAUCCCGACACAACGCAAGUUGUUCGUGUCCGCCAGGAAAACAACUUUCCCCUGGCCGAGCACUGGGCACUGGGCAAGGUUGCUUAAUUGGCAAUUACCCUUGAACAAUGUGCCUCCGUUUCAGUGUUAGAGUUACAGCGUGAGGGAGACGGUGGAUUUAGGAUAAGUUCUGUCAUCCAUGAAAUGGUUGAGUGCUUCACCCAUUAACAAUAUGAAGAUCAUAACAGAUAAAGGGUGGCUGGAGUGGGUGGCAGGUGGAGAGAAAGUCUUCCAGAUCUCGAAUAUGAGUCGGCAGAAGCGAGUCAUCAUGGCUGUGAUCAUCUUUGGCUCCUUCAUGUAUAUUGUUUUAACCCAGGCUGUACAUAUAUUAGGAGGAGCACCGGGAGAACCUGUUCACCCUGAAAUUCGGAAAUUCUGCUCAUCUGUCUCAAAAAAGAAUGUUAAUAUUGAGUAUGAGGAUACCAACUUGCCAAUCAUCUAUGUGGUGACACCAACGUAUCGAAGACCAGAAAUGGUGGCUGAGCUAACACGACUUGGCCAAACUCUAACAAUGGUAAAGAGGAUACAUUGGAUUGUGGCUGAGGACAGCCACACUUGUUCACCUCCAAUAACCAGUCUUCUGGAUCGAUUAGGUCUCUCCUACACUCACCUGGUCUCUCCAAUGCCAGAAGUUUACCGCAAGGAGAAAUAUGUGCCCCGAGGAGUAUCCAACAGAAGGGCUGCUUUGCAGUGGGUACAAGAAAAUGGUGAAGAUACAGGAGUUCUCUAUUUCCUAGAUGAUGACAAUGCCAUAGAUAUACGACUCUUCAAUGAAAUGCGGUCAACUGAGACUGUUUCCAUGUGGCCUGUGGGACUCAUUGGUGAAUAUACUGUCAGUUCACCAGUUGUGAAAGGUAAUCAAGUUGUUGGCUUCUAUGAUGGAUGGCCAGCAGGUAGAAAAUUUCAAGUAGAUAUGGCUGGAUUUGCAGUGAGUGUUGGCUACCUCAAGAAACAGAAGAAAGUCACAAUGCCAUAUAUUGCUGGGCAUGAAGAGGAUGGCUUUCUGAAAUCUUUGAAUCUCAACUUGAAGGAUAUAGAAGUAAAGGCUGAUGGGUGUACCAACAUAUUAGUGUGGCAUACUCGCACUGCCAAGAAUCCUUCUCGCACUCUGCGUCUGGCACAGUAUCAAGCAACCAAUAUCAAGCCACUCACUGACAAUAUGCGAAAGAUGGGUAUGAUAAAAUAGUCACAAUAUGAGUAGUAGAGCAAAGCUAGUCAUUUAAAUUGUCAUAAAUGAAGGUCACUGUAAGAAUACAUUUCAUGUAUGAGUAAUCUGGUGUAUGCAAUAUAGUAGAAUGUUUUGUAUAAGUGAAAUGUAUGUUAGCUCAGUAAUGUUAUAAUAUUAAAGUACUGUAUACCCCUCAUGAUUCGGACCAAUUAAGGGAAGGCCAAUUCCGGUUAUCCAAAAAUCUGAGUUACCCGAGGAUUUUCUUUUUCACAUUUUGCACACCUAUUACUACUAACACACACACACACACACACACACACACACACACACACACACACACACACACACACACACACACACACACACACACACACACACACAGUCAGCUAUGUAUAUAUGAAUCUUGGCGUUGGCAGUGCCAUGGCACAUGCACCCGUUUCACAUCUUGAAUGGCUCGGACAACUCAAAUGAUUAGGAAGACAUAAGAACUAUCUGGGAUAUUAUAGCCAGUAUAUAAGCCAAGUGUCUUAAAAUUACUCAAUCAAACAACAAAAAAUGCCUACCAGUGCACUCAGGAUAUGACAUAGGAAAAAAAAGAAUCCUGAAAAUGUCCAACCUAUCUGAGAUCCGGGUCAUUCAGGUCUGACUUAAGCGGGGUUUAAUGUAAGUAGUUUAUGGAGGUAGCAUAGUUUCUUGAAUUUGAUGUGUUUAAGUGCAAAGGACAUUUGGUAUUUGUAAAUGAUAAAGAUAGUAAUAUUUUUAAUACGCUUACCAGAAAUGAAGAAUCUCAAAUUGCACCAUUUAUGAAAACCUUUGUGGUAAAUAGCAUCUCAAGUCUGUCACUGUAAUAAGCAUUGUUUUCUGAGUUUAAUGUUAGACUGGGGUGAUGUAGCAUUUCUUUUGUGUGUAAUUUUUGUCUUCCAUUAUUUGUGAAUAUAGCAAAUUAAAGUAAUUGAAUUUGAAGAUGCAGGGAUGGUACUAUUUAGAAUGAAUUUUUUUCUCAUUAUUAUUAUUAUUAUUAUUAUUAAACUUUAUUGAUUUAUUUUUCAUUUAAAAAAAAACUUUUCUGCCAGUAACAACUUGAAUCUCUCAGUCACUGAGCUUGCAAUCUCAUAGAAUGUUUUAUCAAUCCUUUGUAGUUGUUGCUAGUCUAAUUGUAGUGAAAGAGUAACAAAAUUGAGAUUCAAUACAGAUUAGAAUUUGUUUAUGAGUAGUGUAUGCGUCUUUGUGUAUGUGUGUGUUUUUACCAGCGUAAAUGGGUUAAGCUCA